AUGCAAGGCGACACUUUGGAAUCAGCUCAACUGAAAAUCCUUGAAGGAGUUAAACUCGGACUGAGGCGUUCUGCAAGGGAACUCUCUCAAUGGAAAUUGUACAAGUCGGCGAAAUGGUCCGCGGAAGCGCUACACGGACUCACCAACGUUACCAUAGAUACGAACGCCGCGGAUAGCUCUACGACACAGGACAAUGAUUCUCCAUUGAGGAAUAGAAUUAAUAUGGCGAUCCCAAGCUCGCCCCAGGUACCCGCGGAACAGGUCAGCGGACCAUAUAUGGGUCUAACAGAAAGUGAAUAUGACCUCUAUUUGUUUAUUUCUACGCUCUUUGACUGCAAAGAGUUUGACAGAUGUGUCUUUUUCUUAAGAGAUGCUGAAGAACCGAGGUUGAAGUUUUUGCAGUUCUAUAGUGAAUACCUGUCCUGGGACAAGAAAACAAGAGAAUCCACUGAAAAUGUUUUGAUGACCGGCAAACCCGACAAGAAGAGCGAAAAAGAACUAAGUGAAAAACACCUAUUGGGUAGCAAUUUUCUACAAGACAAUACACAGAAGCAAUCUGAAGGAGUUUUCACUUCAGAAACCGGACAGCAGACAAGCUUGGCGAUAAUACUCAACGAAUUAAGGGUUUACUUGAAGAAAUUGGAUCAGAGGUCCGCAAACACGCUUGGAUUGGCUUUAUUGCAUUAUUUAAAAGGUGUUUUACUCAAUCGACAAGGAAACAAAUCUCAUGCGCUGUCUGCAUUCCUAGAAUCGCUUAGCUAUUACACCUUCAAUUGGACUUGCUGGCUCGAAUUACUAGACUGUAUAACGCGUCCAGAUGAAUCUUCACUGAUAUUGAGACACUUAAACGAAAAGUUUAUAAUAAAAGGGGACGAACCGGUCUCUCAAAAUGUACCGGAGAACAACAUCAUGCUUCAAUUCUUCAAACUGGCUUUAUUACAGGAAUUCAAUUAUAGCGGAUCCGUCGACGAAUUUUUCUUCAUAUUGGAGAACUUGCUCAUCCUGCUACCAAAUUUCACUUAUCUGAAAUCCCAAAGUGCCAUAAUGAACUAUAACUAUAUGGAUUACAGUGUGGCAGAGAACAUUUUUGAUAACAUAUUCAAGUGUGAUCCCUACCGCUUGGAAGAUCUGGACAUAUAUUCAAAUAUUCUCUACGUGAUGCAAAAACACUCAAAAUUGGCGUACCUGGCACAAUAUGUGUCUCAUGUUGAUAGGUUUCGGCCGGAAACCUGUUGUAUUGUUGCAAAUUACUACAGCGCCAGACAAGAACACGAAAAGUCAAUCAUGUACUUUCGGAGAGCCCUGGUUUUGAACAAAAAGUCCACAAGUGCAUGGACGCUCAUGGGCCACGAAUUUGUGGAGCUAAAAAAUUCACACGCGGCCAUCGAAUGCUAUAGGAGAGCUGUUGAUAUUAAUGAGAGGGACUAUAAAGCGUGGUUUGGCCUCGGGCAAGCUUAUGAAGUAUUAGACAUGCAUUUGUACUCAUUGUACUACUUCCAGAAAGCCUGUACACUAAAACCUCUAGAUAGAAGGAUGUGGCAAGCACUCGCUGAAUGCUACGGGCUAUUAAAGAACUCAGAACAAGCCAUCGAAUGCUAUCGAAGGGCCCUGCAACUCUCAUCUAAUGCAGGCCAGGAUGUACUACUGCUGUUCAGGAUGGCAGAACAAUACGAACUAAUAUUAGACAUAGAAAGCUGCAAACAAAAUAUGUUGAAAUGUGUCGCUCUCGAGGACAGCAGCGAUGGAAGCUUCGUCACGGACGAAACCGUGAAAGCGCGCUUAUGGCUCGCUCGGUACGAAAUGAGAAUGCACAACUACCAAGAGGCCUACGAUUACGCCAAAAGAAUAUCCAAUGGAACAUCACAAGAGAUUGAGGAGGCGAGAACAAUUGCAAGAAACUGCCGACAGCUCUUCAACUGA
This is a messenger RNA of Huiozyma naganishii CBS 8797, 1920 nucleotides long. RefSeq names its product anaphase promoting complex subunit CDC23 (gene CDC23). The transcript has a single exon. The record is from RefSeq and is a predicted model, not a curated record. Gene Ontology annotation, biological process: cell division. Bases 1 to 1920 code for a protein of 639 amino acids. NCBI's taxonomy places the organism in Eukaryota, Fungi, Ascomycota, Saccharomycetes, Saccharomycetales, Saccharomycetaceae. Gene Ontology annotation, molecular function: protein binding. Gene Ontology annotation, cellular component: anaphase-promoting complex.